Molecule: messenger RNA, 1452 nt
Organism: Kalmanozyma brasiliensis GHG001
Lineage: Eukaryota; Fungi; Basidiomycota; Ustilaginomycetes; Ustilaginales
Product: Ammonium transporter AmtB-like domain protein
Exons: 2
Coding region: 1-1452 (483 amino acids)
Biological process (GO): ammonium transmembrane transport
Cellular component (GO): plasma membrane
Molecular function (GO): ammonium channel activity
Source: RefSeq, a predicted model, not a curated record
AUGGUCAACGUCACUUCCACCCCCAACGGUGACCUGCUCACCUACUACGACGUCGAGGGCGUCGAGACCGAGCUCAUCUACAAUGCCGGCACCCUCGCCUGGAUCAUUGUCGCCACGGCGCUCGUCUUCAUCAUGAUCCCCGGUCUCGGCUUCUUCUACGCCGGUCUGCUCAGGAAGAAGUCGGCCCUGUCGAUGAUCUGGAUGUCCAUGACCGUCAUGUCGGUUGUCACUUUCGAAUGGUUCUUCUGGGGCUUCUCGCUCGCUUUCUCCACCACUUCGAGCAACGCUUUCAUCGGUAACCUCGACAACUUUGGCCUGAUGAACGUCGACAUUGGCCCUUCGACCGGCGGCACGUCUCUCCCGCAGCUUCUCUUCUGCAUCUACCAAAUGAUGUUUGCCGCCAUCACGCCCGUGAUCGCCUGCGGUGCCUUUGCCGACCGCGCGCGUCUGGGCCCCGUCCUGAUCUUCGCCUUCUGCUGGUCCACCAUCGUGUACAACCCCAUCGCCUACUGGACCUGGAACGUCGGCAAGGGCUGGGCCAACGUCAUGGGUGGUCUCGACUUUGCCGGUGGUACCCCCGUCCACAUCUCGUCCGGUACCGCUGCGCUGGCCAUCUCGAUCUUCCUCGGCAAGCGCAAGGGCUACGGCACUGAGCAGCUCGCCUACCGCCCCCACAACGUCGCGUACGUCAUCCUCGGCACCGUCUUCCUCUGGUUCGGUUGGUUCGGCUUCAACGGUGGUUCCGCUCUCGGCUCCAACCUUCGCGCUGUGCAGGCCAUGAUGGUGACCCAGGUGGCUACUGCUGUCGGUGGUCUGACGUGGAUGUUCUGGGACUGGAGGCUGGAGCGCAAGUGGUCCGCCGUCGGUUUCUGCUCUGGUGCCAUCUCGGGUCUUGUCGCUAUCACCCCUGCUUCUGGUUAUGUCGGCACCCCUGCUGCUGUCGCCUUCGGUGUCCUCGGCGGCACCGCAUGCAACUUUGCUACUGGUCUCAAGAACCUCCUUGGCUACGACGAUGCAUUGGACAUCUUUGCCGCUCACGGUGUGGGUGGUAUCGUUGGCAACCUGCUCACGGGCAUCUUCGCCGACUGGCGCGUUGCCUCGUUCGACGGUUCCGCUCCCAUCCCCGGUGGAUGGAUCAACAAGAACUGGAUCCAGCUCGGUUACCAGGCUGCCGACUCGGCGUCGGGCUUCGGCUGGUCGUUCGUCGUCACCCUCAUCCUGCUGUUCGCCAUCGACCGCAUCCCUGGCUGCCACUUCCGCGCCACCGAGGAGGACGAGGCGCUGGGAAUCGACCUCGCCCAGAUCGGCGAGGAGGUGCUCUUCAUGCCUCUGCUCCACGACUUUGUCAGGCCAGAGGAGGGCGCCGAGGUCCACCACGUCUCGCAGGACGUCAAGUUCUCGCCCGCCAGCAGCGAGAAGGACAUCGAGGCCGCACAGCCUAGGGCCGUGUAA